Molecule: messenger RNA, 1454 nt
Organism: Caenorhabditis elegans
Lineage: Eukaryota; Metazoa; Nematoda; Chromadorea; Rhabditida; Rhabditidae
Gene: mppb-1
Product: Mitochondrial-processing peptidase subunit beta
Exons: 9
Coding region: 5-1381 (458 amino acids)
Biological process (GO): proteolysis
Cellular component (GO): mitochondrion; mitochondrial matrix
Molecular function (GO): signal peptidase activity; metalloendopeptidase activity; metal ion binding
Source: RefSeq, marked reviewed
AUAAAUGUACAGAAGACUAGCCUCCGGCUUAUAUCAGACUUCCCAAAGAAGAAUCGCACAAGUUCAGCCGAAAUCAGUAUUUGUCCCAGAAACAAUUGUAACGACACUUCCGAAUGGGUUCAGAGUUGCAACAGAAAACACAGGUGGAUCUACUGCUACUAUCGGAGUAUUUAUUGAUGCCGGCAGUCGCUACGAGAAUGAGAAAAACAAUGGAACAGCUCAUUUUCUAGAGCAUAUGGCGUUCAAAGGAACGCCUCGCCGGACUCGAAUGGGAUUGGAGCUUGAAGUUGAAAAUAUUGGAGCUCAUCUAAAUGCGUACACUUCUAGAGAAAGCACGACGUAUUAUGCUAAAUGUUUUACAGAAAAGCUUGACCAAUCCGUCGAUAUUCUUUCGGAUAUUCUUCUGAACAGCAGUCUUGCCACUAAAGAUAUCGAAGCAGAACGUGGUGUAAUUAUUCGAGAAAUGGAAGAAGUUGCACAAAACUUUCAAGAAGUUGUAUUUGAUAUUCUUCAUGCUGAUGUUUUCAAAGGAAAUCCUCUUUCCUAUACAAUUCUUGGUCCAAUUGAAUUAAUUCAAACAAUCAAUAAGAAUGAUCUUCAAGGAUAUAUUAAUACACAUUAUCGAAGUGGCAGAAUGGUAUUAGCAGCAGCCGGAGGUGUCAAUCAUGAUGCGAUUGUUAAAAUGGCAGAAAAAUAUUUCGGAGAGCUCAAGCAUGGAGAUUCUUCAACUGAAUUCGUCCCAGCCACUUACAGUCCCUGUGAAGUUCGAGGUGACAUUCCAGAUCUUCCAAUGUUGUACGGAGCGAUGGUUGUCGAAGGAGUAUCUUGGACCCAUGAAGAUAAUCUUGCCCUUAUGGUGGCUAAUACGCUAAUGGGUGAAUACGAUCGUAUGCGUGGAUUCGGCGUGAAUGCUCCAACUCGCUUGGCUGAAAAAUUGUCACAAGACGCAGGAAUUGAGGUUUUCCAAUCAUUUAACACGUGCUAUAAAGAGACAGGAUUAGUUGGAACUUAUUUCGUAGCUGCUCCGGAAUCCAUCGACAAUCUUAUUGAUUCAGUUCUUCAACAAUGGGUUUGGCUUGCGAACAACAUUGAUGAAGCAGCGGUUGAUCGUGCCAAGCGCUCCCUGCAUACGAAUCUACUCCUAAUGCUCGAUGGCUCAACUCCAGUCUGUGAAGAUAUUGGUCGACAACUCCUUUGCUACGGUCGUCGGAUACCAACUCCAGAAUUACAUGCCCGAAUCGAAUCAAUCACAGUCCAGCAGCUCCGAGAUGUUUGCCGACGUGUAUUCCUUGAAGGACAGGUCUCUGCAGCAGUUGUUGGAAAGACGCAGUAUUGGCCAGUUAAUGAAGAAAUUCAUGGAAGAUUGAUCAGAAUGCAAUAGAUACAUGUGUUAUAGUUUAUUUGUUAGACAAACGUUUUGUUUUUGGUAAAAAUAAAUUCUAAAAACCCGUCAA